AUGCAAAGACCUACAGCUUUGUUCCCUGCAUACUCCAAACAACCUUUAUUAAAGGGUAAUGAGAAGAGUCCUCCUCCGCCACCUCCACCGCCUCCUCCUCCACCUCAGACAGCACAACCUCCACCUCCACCUCCACCUCCACCUACAACCGGAGUAGUAGUAGUGGAUUCAUCUCAAUCACGAAGGAGAGCAUCAGACUUCUUUGAUGAUCAAUCAACCUCACAAUCAAUCACAGUCAUCAACAAUAGCGAUGAAAGUGACGAUGAUGAACAUAGUAAGAAGAGGAAGAAGAGUAAGAAGAAGAAGGAUAAAACAAAGACAAAGAGGAUCAAGGGUGAUAAGACUUCAAAUGAAAUCGCACUACUUGAGUAUAUGAAACCACAAAUAGGAAGUGAUCAGUAUGUAUCUGAUUAUCGAGGAGACAGUGCACUGGCAAGACAAACAACAUUGGCUGCCAAUAAGUCAUUGCGCUAUACAUAUGAUCACAGUGGCGUGCUUGGCCUCGUUGGCUACGAGAUGAAGUUCUCCAAGAAGCAUGGACUGAUACUUGAGCAAACAUCACUGGCGUCGUCGGGAUCGUCAUCCACGACACAUACACUGGGGCGAUAUUUCAAACAGGCUUCCACCUCGACCCCUGGCGAAUCAACAACACUCAUUCAAUCAAUCAAACAACAAACUCCAACUCAGGCGAUCAACAAUGAUCUGUUCAGAUCAGUGGCCAACUUCAUCCCACAGACCAUUGCCGACCCUGCAUAUGGAGCUGUGCGCGAGGCUACCAAGGAGGAGCUUGUUUUGGAGAAGGACGCGCUACUCAAUGCAUUGGUUGAGCGCGAGCCUCAGAGCAUCGACUCGUGGAUACAACUGGCAGAGCAUCAGGAUGCAUACAUUGUGUUCAGCUUCAAGAAAAUGCGUGCGCGUCGUCCCAUAAUCGAGAAGAAGUUAUCAAUCUAUCGCAGGGGCCUCAUGGCCAACCCAGACUCUGACGAGCUUACUGUGCGCUACAUGCGACUGGCCGCACAACUUUGGGACAAGGAGCAAGUGCGUCAACUCUGGGACAAGGUGCUUGAACGGCGCGCAAACACAUUGACAAACGCGGCAGCUAAUGAUGGCGGCGACCUCAUCUCUGACACUUUGUGGCGCGAGUACUUUGACUUCUCAAUGUCGUCCAACUUUGCAUCAUUCAAUGUAGAUUGGACGCGCAAGCUAUUCAUUCGACUCAUUCAGCAGUUGCUUGCCAAGCGCAGGACGUUCAAACCCAAGUCCACGGACUUCCUCGUGCAGGUUGGACGUGUUGAGCAGGCUCUGCUGGGAUACGUGGCGCAAUGGGCACGCUUUGAGCGUCAGGCUGGCUAUCCCGAGCGUGCCAUUGGUCUCUUCCAAUCUUUGAUCGAGUUCAACUGCUUCACACCAGUUCACAUGGCAACCACCUCUCCCCAGGCCGUGCUCCUCAGCCAAUUCCAACGAUUUUGGGAGUCGGAGCAGCCUAGAAUCGGCGAGCCUGGCGCAGUUGGGUGGCACCAAACACUGAUGAACGAUCCAACAAUCAAUCAACAAGAUGACAUGUCCAUCGAGGAGAUGGAGAGAUUGAUACAUGAACAGGAGAUGGAGCAAGAACCUGUUGAUGACUUGGACAACAUAUUCACGAAUGAAGAUAGCAAGGUCAAGGUGAACGAUUACGACAUUGAUGGACAAGACAUGCUGCGAAUGAGACUAAUGGAGAUCAAGGUGAAGGCAAUGGCCAAUUCAGAGCCUGAGGAUAUGGACAUGGAACAGAUCAAUGGCUCAGCAACACAACUGGACGACAAUGUCCUGUUUGAGAUUGCAGAGAAGAAGCCAAGGACAAUGGAUCAACUGUCAACAAUGGUCAGUGCCACAGUGUUUGAGCGUUAUGGUGAAGUUUUACUCGCAGCCGUCAUCGAGUACCUAAAGACUAGUGAACAGUUACAAGAAGAAGAGGAAGGUGAGAUCAUCGAGCAACAACCACGGACAAAGGAGAAGGAGAAGGAGUCCAGCAUAGCCAUGCUUCAGAGAUGGGCAGACAAGGAGAUCACGAUGGAGAGGAAUGAAUGGAUGCCACUGAAGCUCAUAGACCUCGUCUCAAGCGAGAGUAUGAGUGAGAGCGAGGGUGAGAGUGACCCCCAUAGACUGGUAUUGUUUGGCGAUGUAAAGGACAUACUGUUCAGACUGGUGAAGGAUGAGAACAAGAUGGAGUUGGUGUAUCAGUACCUCGAGUUCCUCGGUGUAUCCAACAUCUAUGACAUCAGACUCCCAUUCAAUCAUCGUCUUCGUCGAGAGUCCUACAACUCAAUCGAAGACAACAUAUCGAUGUUGUUCCAGACACUUGAUGAUGAUGUACCAUUGGUGGAUACCGCGACGGCCACUGGCACUGGUACAGGAGAUCAGAGACCUAUCUGGGCUUCGGCAUUCUCCUUGAUGUCUCCACAUUCAAUGGCUGGCGACAAGUUGGAGUUCAUAACCAGGGUGUACAGCCAGUGUUUGGGCGCCAAGCACUCAGUGUUCAAUGACAAUGUGGGCUUUGCAAUAUCAUUCAUUCAGUUCUUGGCCAAGAGUGGACGUGUGGACGAAGCCACAACAUCAGUUGUGCAACUGCUCAAGCAACAUCGUAACGCCACCAAGUUGUAUGAUUGCUACGCUCAACUCCUUGUCUCUUCGAAGAAACUGCCAGAGGCACGCAAGGUCUACCAGACAGCACUCUCAACCCUAUAUCAAGGGGACGUAAACAUGGACAGUCAUGCGCACUCUCAGCCAGGCGAGUACUUAUAUCGCCAGUACUGUCUCACAGAGCUCGAGGCUAUAUACCAGACAUUGAAGCGCGACCCAUCACUGCUCAAGAAGUUCAUACGUUCAAAGAAGUCAUUCUUGGACAUGUUCAUGCUGCCCGUGCACGUGUUGUGCUGCUUCACCGAGGGCAAGUUCCAGGUGUUCUCGACCAAGACCACCCCGGUCACCACUGGUCGCCUCCUAAUCUGUCAGAAGAACUAUGAGCGACUGGCACUCAGUGCGCAACGCCCAAGCACCGACUACUGGAUAUGCUUUGUGUUGUUCAAGCUGCUGACCACUGAUUUGAAGACGUCGAUGGAGAUCAUGCAGGCUGGACUGGCGUCCUGUCACAACAUUGAGCCCAAGCAGCACGAGCUGCUUACAGUGCGCUUCGUGGAGAUUAUCACAAAGUACUCGCCAAUCAUUGGAUCGCCACCAUAUCUCAUCAAACAGGUGAUCAUGGAUCGCCUCGGGGACUAUCCCGAUCACCCACUGUUGCUGUCCUGCUUCCUCAAUUGGGAGGGCGCCACAUCGUCCUCGAUGCGCAUCCGUCAGUACUUUGACAGGACCAAUGCCCAAGACGACAACUCGACGAUCUUCUGGUUGUUUGCUCUGCGCUGUGAGAUCAAUCGAUUGGGCAGCGCAUUGCGCAUCAAGUCGCUGUUUGAGCGCGCACUACAAUCACCUCUGACUCGACACAGCAUCGUGCUGUGGCAACUGUAUAUACGAUUCGAACGAGCUAGACAGCGACCAAAGGCUGCCAAGGCACUAUAUUAUCGAGCCAUCAAGGAGCUACCCUGGUCCAAGUCCAUUUGGUUGAUGGCAUUCAGUAGCAGCGACAUCGUCCAGCCUGCUGAUGUUACUGUUACUGCUACUGCUACUGCUGGUUUAUUGAGCGAGAUGGAGCAACGCGAUCUUAUACCAUUGUUAAGAGAGAAACAGAUUCGACUGAGGUCUCCUCCUCCUACAUCCGAGCCAUUAAACGACUACAACUCUGCUGUUGCUGCUGCUUCUUCUGUUGAAGAUCAUUAG
Molecule: messenger RNA, 3813 nt
Organism: Acytostelium subglobosum LB1
Lineage: Eukaryota; Evosea; Eumycetozoa; Acytosteliales; Acytosteliaceae
Exons: 2
Coding region: 1-3813 (1270 amino acids)
Biological process (GO): RNA processing; regulatory ncRNA-mediated post-transcriptional gene silencing; negative regulation of RNA catabolic process
Cellular component (GO): catalytic step 2 spliceosome
Molecular function (GO): protein binding; nucleotide binding
Source: RefSeq, a predicted model, not a curated record